Molecule: messenger RNA, 1687 nt
Organism: Dentiscutata erythropus
Lineage: Eukaryota; Fungi; Glomeromycota; Glomeromycetes; Diversisporales; Gigasporaceae
Source: the annotation of a GenBank genome assembly
ACUCAAGGAAUUAUGAGAAUUAGCAAAUAUACUUCAGUACCCUCAAAAGACAUUGAUAAUGAACAUAAUGAAAGUGCUUUAAGUGAGCCCGGUGAAACUUCGGAACCUUUGUGGGUACAGGGAACUGAUUCCCCACCGGAGCCCGAAGAAGACUCCUAUGAAACAAUGGAGAAUGAGGAGCGUGAGAUUAUGCUUAGUAAAGAAAAGGGGGAAGACGAUACUGUAGUCGACAUGGGUGAAAAUUGGGAGGGCAGAGGGUAUUCAAAAAAUAAUACAAAUGAAAGAUCAAUUCUUCCGUGUCUUAUUAUUGCUGCUGUUUUUAUAAUCGCAUGGGUUGGCUCAACAAUCAUAUACGCAUAUUAUCGUUCUACCACUAUCGGGACUACUUCCCAAACGAGUACUCUAAAUCGUAUACAAUUUGAUGAUAUAUAUAAUGGAAGUUUUUAUCCUCAAUAUACAUCAUUGAAAUGGAGUUCAGCUGGGGAUGAUGAUGGUGAAUUCAUUUAUCAAGAUGGUGAUAAUAAUAUUAUUUUGGAACAAAUAUCAGAUAGAUCGAAAAAAACUUUAGUGAAAGGCACAGAUAUUAUUGAUGGAUGGAGACAUUCUUAUACCGCAAAUUAUUAUAUUUUUAAUAUUUCUUCAAAAAAUACUUUUCCUCUCACGCAAGGAAUUAAUUCAACCCAUCAAGCUGUAAUAUCUUAUGUUACAUGGAGUCCUGUUGGUCAUGAUAUUGCAUUUGUCAAAGAUAAUGAUGUAUAUAUAUCGUUAGGAUUGACUGAGGAACGACGAAUAACAUAUGACGGAUCUGAUGUUGUUUUUAAUGGAGUUCCAGAUUGGAUCUACGAAGAGGAGGUUCUUUCUGCAAAAUCCGCGCUAUGGUGGUCUCCUGAUGGAAAGCGUAUCGCAUAUCUUCGUUUAAAUGAAAGUGAAGUGCCUGAAUAUCGUUUUCCACUCUAUGUUGAUGGAAUGCAUGUCGAACCAUAUGUAAGAGAGGUUGUUAUGAAAUAUCCAAAACCUGGUUAUCCGAAUCCUAUUGUCACUUUUCACAUAUACGAUACAACAACUCCUUUGAUGUCUCAAUCGGGUGCUACUGUUUUUACAAAUGAUUUUCCUUCUGAUGAUAAAAUAAUUACUGAAGUUUGCUGGGUUGGUAAUGAUAGUGUAUUGGUUAGAGUCAUGAAUCGUGUACAGGAUAUUGCGAGAGUUGUUCUAGUCGACGUCGAUACUCGCAAUGGUACAACGGUUCGAGAGGAAAAUGCAGAUCAAAUGGAUGGAGGAUGGUUUGAAAUUACCAGAAGUUGGGUCUUCCUCCAAAAAGGCGGCAGCAUCACUCAAGAUUCUUACAUCGAUGUAGUUGUAAAUAAUGGAUAUAAUCACCUUGCAAUAUUUUCUCCAUUAGAUUCCAAUACACCACAAUAUCUUACCAGUGGUAAUUGGGAAGUUGUGGAUGGAGUUAAAGCUGUAGAUCGCAAACGAGAGCUCAUAUAUUUUAUGAGUACUGAAAAAUCCUCGAUUGAACGACAUCUAUAUUCAGUUAGUUUCGAUGGAAAAACUAGAACUGCUUUGACUUCGACCGAUGAGGUAGCCUAUUAUUCUGCAGACUUUUCUACAGGCGCUGAGUAUUAUAAUCUCAAAUAUGAAGGCCCUGAUGUUCCAUGGCAGAAAGUAUUGAAAGUUGACAAUAGUU